AUGUCUGAAGAGACACGAUAUAUCAGCAAGCCUGUUACUACUCUGGCAGAACUAAUCGAUUGGAGUUUCCCAGUCUCAUCAAUUCUUACAUUACCCUUGUGUCAUUGUGAUGGUGUCUGGGACGACAAUGGGUAUCAUAGUAAUUCGUCGGAAUUACCAAAAGUUAUCUAUUGUCAUGAUAUGGCUGGCGGUUAUCUUGCCUCUGAUCGUACGGAUGACUUUACUCAUGUUUUCCCGGCAUUUCGUUUCAUACAUUGGCAUCUAAUUGAUAUAUUUAUAUACUUUAGUCAUCAAUUUAUUACGAUCCCACCAAUUUCAUGGAUUAAUCUUGCUCACAGACAGGGAGUUAGCGUAUACGGGACUGUGAUUUUAGAAUCUACUAAGUGUGAUGGAUUUCAAAGCGUCUUCGUUAAUCCCACAGAAGAGCAUCAUACUGCUACUGCUGAUGCUACUAUUACUGAUAAAACAAGAAUAAGUAGUUAUAAAGAUUUCGCUGCACGAUUGGACUAUAUUAGACGUGUUGUUGGUUUCGAAGGCUGGUUUAUAAAUUUUGAAAUAAACUUACCCAAGGAUAAAGUGUCUUUAGUACGUGGUCGAAUUAUAAAAUUCCUACGAUUGCUUAAAAGUCUUGGCUCCGAAGUUAUCUGGUAUGAUGCAGUCACUUGGUCCGGUCGCCUGGAAUUUCAGAAUGAAUUAACCCGUGAAAAUCUGCCAUAUAUGAAAGCUGCUGGGGAUGGUUUGUUUCUUAAUUACAACUGGGGGCGUCAUAAAUUACAAAGAACACAAGAACUUGCUAUUAAUGCAGCGAUGUCAACCAAAGUCUACGUUGGUAUUGAUUGUUUUGGUCGUGGAUGCAUUGGCGGAGGAGGUUUCGGUACAGUUGAAGCUCUCAAACUUAUCUUAGACGUAAAUGCUUCACAACCUGACCGCCCUUUGUCGAUUGCUUUAUUUGCGCCUGGUUGGGUAUUUGAAAACUGUGAUUUAACUAGCGCGGCGGGUGACCCCACUAAAGCUUUCAACUGUUUAGCUGAAAAUGAUGCAAAAUUUUGGUCGUUACUGGCACCGUAUAUCGCUUCUCUACGUGGUCGUGGUAAUCUUAACAACAGUUGUACUAUGCUGUAUCGGCCUACACUUCCACAUCUACCAGUGCUUCAAUCUCCUUGUGAUUUAUGUGAUAAAUAUGGAUCGGAGAUAUUAUUCUGUACAACAUGUUGUUCUGGGCAGGGAUUAUUACCCUCAUCAGCGAAUUCAUGUGCAGUUACAGAUGGUGAUAAUAGUGCAGUUAUUUUCAAGAAAGGAAGUCAAAUGAGCCGACAGCAAAUAUUUCCAACUUGUCGUGAGCUGAACAACACAUUGUCGACUAAGGAUAAUUGUUUAUUGAAUCCAACUUUCACUGCAGUACAAGUACUAUGUGCAGGUUAUGCAGAUUUCACUGGAACAUGUUUAUGCAUAAAAUUUCAAAGUAUCAAUCUAUCCGAUCGAAAUGUUAUCGAAAAAAGUGAUCCGUUAACAAAAUCUUCACUUAUGGAAUUAUUUUUAUUCAAUAAGAAUGUGUAUAUUUCUAAGAAUGCCCAAUUCACAAUAGCUGUUCGCGGUUUCUAUACAUCUUCAGAUGGAGUUUCUGCAUCACAUAAUCAACAGCAUGAACAGCAAAACCAACGGUUAGAUGAAUUAAUAGAUUUGAAAUUGUUUGUUGAUGCGUUUCAUUGUCAGUCGUGUCAGUCAGUAGGCAAUCAUAAUAUUAAUGGUGAUAAUCAAAGUCAGAAUGGUCAGGUGAAUUUCAAGCGUUCAUUUCUAAAAGCUGAUGAAGCCAAAGUUGAAUUCAUCAAUAAUGUCCCUUGGAUAUUACUUCAUUAUAAGACUUCUAGUCUUGCAAUGGAUAAUGCAAAUGAUGUGAGGAGUAAUAGUGACAGUGCGAAGACGUCCGUUAAACAGCCGAAUAUAUCUCCAAUGUCAUCACAAUCUGCGCCUGAUAAGGCUUUCACAACAUUUGAUACUAGUAAUGAAAAUCCAGAAGUGUCACUGUCAGUGGCUUCUCCAUCACACUAUCUCCACUUGCAUCGUAUCGGUUUAACAUGGAGUUCUACUUUAAUUCGACAUUUUCUGAACUCUUCAUCGUACCUCCAACUUACAAGUAUAUGUAAAACACCGAUACUUCGUCAUAGUCAUCCUGCAGAUGUCAUUUCAAUAAUUCAGUCAUGUCAUCAUCCUUAUUCUUCUUCCCAUUCAUCGAAUUCUACUGAUGAUAAUCAACUCUCUGAUGGGAAUUACGGUAAAGCUGCUACUAGACUUCGUUUUCCUGUACUACCGAAACCUUAUAAAUUAAGACGGGCUGAAGGGGUUGGUGGUGGGCUAACUGGUCGUAUUAUGUUACUUCGACGAUAUGUAUCAAAAUUGCUGGAUGAUGAACGAAUUGAAUUACCGUGGUCACAUGCUGUUGAAACACGUCUAUACACAGAACGUUUAAUACAAGAAUGCAUACUAGCUUCAACACAAGAACAACAUAAAGGUGAUCUUGUCCGAUUGUUUGAAAUGUGGAAAAAUUCGCCGGAGAAAGAGACGACAGAAGACCAACAACAUGAAAUUAAUCAUGUGAAUACGGGAAUUUUAGAGUUGUGUGCGUUUUGGUUAAGUGAAGAAAGACUAAUUGAAAAGUUAUUCAAGGUAUUUAUACCGAGAUAUCGAUUUUAUGAACAUGCUUACACAAGCCUAUAUCGUAUACACUCACCAGUGUAUCCAGUGAAAUCAGGUGGUGGGAAUGUAUUUGGUAUAUUAGAACUACAUGGGAAUCCAUGGCCACCGGUAAGUGGUCAUGGCGUCUACGGAAGAGAUUUAAAUCCUGAACCAUAUAAAGAGAAGUAUUUAAUUAAUGUUCUGUUGAAUGCUGCACGUCAAAGAGCAGUCAUCAACAGUAGUGGUAAGAAAGACAAGCAAGAAAAUAGUCCUUCUGUUCAAAUGUUGUCAACCUCGUCAACACCGUUUGAGUAUGAAUUGAAACCUAUUGGUUAAAUGACUAGCUUCCUUAUGUACAAACAAACACACAAACAUGCAUGCACAUUCAUUUAUUACUUAAAUGGUUUGUCAUUGUACCACUUAUAAGCCUUUGUAAUGUAUGUAC
Trichobilharzia szidati is the source of this 3118-nucleotide messenger RNA. The record is from the annotation of a GenBank genome assembly. NCBI's taxonomy places the organism in Eukaryota, Metazoa, Platyhelminthes, Trematoda, Strigeidida, Schistosomatidae.